AUGGACUACGCAAAGGGGACGGCGGUGGCGGGCCUCUGCGACGACCUGAUGGUGGAUAUCCUCUCUCGCUUGCGCGUCAAGGACCUCCGCCGUUCCACGUGCGUGUCCAAACCCUGGCGCGACCUCAUCGCCGACCCCCUCCACCGCAAGAAGCUGCCCCAGACCCUGGAAGGCUUCUUCCACGAUGGCGCUGAUGGGCACAGCUAUGUGCACUUCACCAGCCUGUCGGGGAGAGGAGAAUCUGCUCCUCCAGUCGACCCUUCCUUCUCCUUCCUCACGGCGAAGCUGCCUUGGGUCGAGCGCAUGGUCCUCUUGGAUUCCUGCAAUGGGCUCCUGCUCUUUGGGUGCACCCGGGAGAACAAGUUCGGGUACAUCGUGUGCAACCCUGCGACCGAGGAAUUGGUGACUAUGCCCGCCAGCUCUGGUUCUUGUCCACCUCCUUCGCUUACUCCACUGGAAGACAGAACUGUCGAUGUCUGUGAUGGGGAUACAUAUGCACACACCUAUCUGAUGUUUGACCCGAUUGUCUCCUCGCGCUUCCACUUGGUCCAGUUCUGGCAGGAUAGGUCGAUGUUUGAGGUGAAAACGGUGCACUCUUACUCGUCUGAAACCAGGGCAUGGAGUGACACGUCGAACAAGUGGGAGCCAGGUGAAGAGCGCGGUGGAUGGGGGGUACUGCGGGGUCAUGGUGAAGCCAUAAUCGAAUUCACACGCGGCAGGGCUUUGGUCGAUGGUCUGUUGCUUUUUAUUGAAGCUGUUCUCCUUUUCAUGCGCGGCAGGGCUUUGGUCAAUGGUCUAUUGCAUUUUGUUGCCUACCAUUAUGAGGAAGAGGAGAAUCUGAUAGUUGCGGUGGAUGGGGAAGGGACAAUUUGUAGGAUCAUUUGCCCACCUGUUAAGCAUGUUGAUGCCAUUGCUUUUAUUGGUCAAUCCCAAGGCCAUCUGCACUGCAUCAGUACGAAUCUGCAAUCACAAGACUUCAAGUUCCAUUUCACGCAACUGUCAGUUUGGGUUCUUGAGGACUAUGAUACAGAAGAAUGGAUCCUGAAGCACAAUGUGAGCUUUUCGCAGCUCUUUGGAUCACUGAGUUGCCCAAUCGACAACCACGAUAUUGUGGUCAUUCAUCCGGACCACAAUUCGAUAAUCCUUGUUCAGCACUGGAACCAGAAACUGGUGUCAUAUGACAUGGAUAGUAAGGAGCUGCGUGCUCUCUGCACUCUAGGAAAGGGAUAUCGGUCUAUUUCCCCGUAUGUUCCAUAUUUCAUGGAGUCACUGGUUCUUGCCACCAAGGACUGA
This is a messenger RNA of Miscanthus lutarioriparius, 1293 nucleotides long. The record is from the annotation of a GenBank genome assembly. Lineage: Eukaryota; Viridiplantae; Streptophyta; Magnoliopsida; Poales; Poaceae.